CAUACAUGUAUAUUUUUAUCACCACAAACAGUGAAAUGACACUUGACUGUCCUACAUUGCCUGGGUACACACCGUCGCAACAACCACGUCAAACACAACGUACAAUUAAAGCCGACCGGUCAGUUCUUAUAUAUCCAAAUGCCAUGGCACGUCCAUUGUCCGAUGCGACGCUAUACAUGCCUAUCCAUGAAACGCGCCAUAUCUGGCAGUCCCCUUCUCUAGCGGCAUCGUGUUCCGUUGAGCUGCAGGUGAUGUUAUCACGCACCAUCUGGAUUGCAGGCUCACCCAUAUACACCAGUUUCAAGAUCAGCAACAUGGCCAGACAGAAGAUAUCGAGCGUCAAUUUGGAACUACUACGACGGCAAAAUACGUUUUCUCAGACAGGUUUAACGGGAAGUUUUGGACUUAUGCCUGUAACUUCGACGUGUGAGACCGUGGCACGCGUCAAUGCGGCAAGCUUUGAUUGGUGGCAACCUAUCGAACAAGGCGUAUCGGAUGAAGUUACCUUGGCCAUCCAACCUUUAGCGGGUGAUUUGUCUAUUCGAAGCCAAAAACUUAUUGAUGUAUCCUAUUCUAUCCGUGUGUCAAUUUCAUCUAGUAUCAGCAAUGAUGCUGUGCUGGAAAUACCAGUCAUACUUGUUCAUCCUAUCUCAAUGGAUCCUCCUCCAGGCGACUAUCCGCCAGGAGACAACUCGUCCGAGACCAAAGAUGCGUAUCGCAGGCUUUGCGUCGACAUUUUCAGAGAAGUUACACCCCCAUCAGAACAAUUACAAACGAUCAGCGAUUGUGACAUCUCCUGUCGUUACUACUACCGCUGA
Molecule: messenger RNA, 818 nt
Organism: Zychaea mexicana
Lineage: Eukaryota; Fungi; Mucoromycota; Mucoromycetes; Mucorales; Lichtheimiaceae
Exons: 4
Coding region: 6-818 (270 amino acids)
Source: RefSeq, a predicted model, not a curated record